GGGACUUUUGGGAGGAGUCACAGUAAGGUUGUCGGGGGGCUGGAAGGAUUUAUAAGGAGAUGUGGAGCCCGCGUCACGCGGACCAAACGAGUUUAACCUCCUCCCGGGGAUGUUGACAAAGGAGGGACGUCGCACAUGGUUCAGUUUGGACUGAAAGACAUACCCGAACCAGCAGAGUGAUCUUAUCACAGCGACCAGGAACAAGUCGACCGACCCGGCCUCCGCCGAUGCACAAAUACCGUUUUAAUGCUUUCUACAGGCUAGAAUGAAGCCAUGAUGGGUUGGAUGGAGCUGACUUGUGUUCACAUACCAAACAGGCCAAAGUGCUUUUUAAGAACACAAUUUCUUCCACAUAAUGGCUGGGAGUGAGAAUAACUACUGGACACAACAUGACCUGAACAGAGAGGGUUUUGGCCUGAGUGUUGACAUGGAUCAAAACCUGACGGAGCCUCAACGGCAGCAAAUGGCCAAAGAACUUAACUGCAACAUCGCCCUCUCACAGCCUCCUUUCUACUCCGAUGCGUCCCGCCUGGCGUCUGACGGCAUGCUGCGGCCUCACGAAGGAGACCAGGUGGUCCCUUCUUCCCAGAGACGGACGUUUUUUGGGGGCCACCCGAGAGAAGCCAAACCCCUGCCGCCUCUGCCUGACCCUGAGGAGGUCAUGUCCGAUGAGGCCGCCGACAGUGAGGUGGAGUUUUUCACCAGCGACCGGCGGCGCCUUUUGCCCAAAAGCUGUCCCAAGGCCAUUAGCCGGGACAAGAACAGAGACUCUGGCCAGGUGAACUACGCCUACCAGGAGAGCUCUUGGCGGGCGGGUGGUGCUGGACCCGGCACCAUGGCUUUCUCGUGGCCAAGCAGGCAGGACAGACCAGCCGGAAGUAGAGGGGGCAGCUUCUGGCCACUUGCUCCCCGGGGUGAAGACCACCAGCGCGUGGGGUCGGCAGUCGGCGACGCUUUGUCUAGCAAGCAGCCCGACCAACACAGACUCCGGGUCCCCUUUUCGGGCGCUGAUCCGCAGCCGCUCCUCAGCAGCACCUCCAGCUGCCUCCCUGAAAAGCCGCUAAUCCCUCCUCGCAUCCCCAUCCCGCCAAAGCCUCUCUCAAAAAGCGCCAGCUCCAACGAAGAGGACAGGCCUCCCAAAAUUCCUCCGAGGGUCCCUUUGGUCCCGCCGUGCCCACCGCGUACCCCGAGCCCCAAGCGCCUCCCGAUUUACAUCAACGGCGUGAUGCCCGCCACGCAGAGUUUUGCUGCUAACCCCAAGUACGUGAGCAAGACAUUACAGAGACAGCAGAGCGAACGGGUCCCGCCUGCAGCCCAGUUUUCGCCCUGCAUCGUUCCCAUCGUGAAGGACGGCAGGAAGGCCAGCGCCACACACUACAUCCUGCUGCCGCCGGGCCGACCGCCGCACUCGGACAGACGAGAGAGACUCCUGAGCGAACCGGCCCGGAUGGGAACCGGCGGCGGCGUCUGGCAGAACAGAUAGAAACCGCCACGGGUCACCGAGCGAGAGUCGACUUGACAUCGUUGUGACGCGCUGUCGUGCAGAGCCAGUGACAAACAUCUACCUGCUACAUUCACACUGUCAUACUGGUUGCUGUUUUCAAUGAUUGCUCAUGUCACACGAUACUGUGAGGGUUUUAUCUUUUUUUUUUCAUCUUACCGGUCAGUAUUGUAGCAACAUGAAACAGUUAUAACAUUCCAAAAUUUUCACUAACGGAUAAGAAUAUUUAGAUAUGGGUUUUUAAUUGGGGUUUUUUUCUCAGUGACAAGUCUUGUCACUCAUUUACUUUUAAGUCUGCUCACAUCACUAACACAUUCCUUACAAGAGCGCAAAUCAUUACUGUAAGUACAAGCUGGGCUUGUACUAAUCUGAUCAUUCCAUGUGCAUCUUUUAAUGACAAUGCUGCUUGAAAUUUUAAGUAAGUUUAAUUUAUUUUAUCGCUGAACCAUUCUCACAAUUAAGACACGUCAUAUUUAACAAUGUGGCCAAUAUUAGCACAACAAAAACAAAACAUGGUAUGAACUACAGUGAGAGAAAUACAUGACAAAGCUCUUGGCUUCCGUUUGUAUUUUAGUGCUUACGACUUGCUUUUUGAGCAAGCUAAAGCCCUCCUGCAAAAACGCAUCAUAUUCUAUGCUCAAGUUCAAUCUAUUUAAGGGAAACGAUGGUCUCACCAACAGAAUACAUGACUGAAACCCACGGCCAGCCUCAAAAUGAUUGACGUCUUUUUAAUACAUAUGAAGUAAACUUACGUUCUCACUACUAGUGUUUAUGCUCAGUGGACACAUGUUGAUAUUUAUGAUGAAUUAUUUUUUGUCUCAAACAAGGUAUGUUGAAAAAAAAUACCAAUUGGGCCAGAUUAUUUGUGUGCAUGUGUGGGUAUGGAAGUCAUGUUACGUUUACACUGUAGUGAUGCAGAACCCUGUCUACAACCGAAGUUCUCAUGAAGAGUCAGUGCCAGAUUUGGCCUAAGCAAAAGCUGUUUAUAAUGUCAAUGUCAAAAUUAAAUUGUUUUUUUAUCUAUUUAUAGAAAUAAAAUAACUUAUUCAUUCUA
This is a messenger RNA of Pungitius pungitius (ninespine stickleback), 2555 nucleotides long. RefSeq names its product ERBB receptor feedback inhibitor 1. The record is from RefSeq and is a predicted model, not a curated record. The transcript is spliced from 4 exons. The coding region runs from base 356 to 1483 and encodes 375 amino acids. Gene Ontology annotation, biological process: negative regulation of epidermal growth factor receptor signaling pathway; regulation of keratinocyte differentiation. NCBI's taxonomy places the organism in Eukaryota, Metazoa, Chordata, Actinopteri, Perciformes, Gasterosteidae.